This is a messenger RNA of Geosmithia morbida, 1566 nucleotides long. RefSeq names its product U4/U6 small nuclear ribonucleoprotein PRP4. Lineage: Eukaryota; Fungi; Ascomycota; Sordariomycetes; Hypocreales; Bionectriaceae. Gene Ontology annotation, biological process: mRNA splicing, via spliceosome. The coding region runs from base 1 to 1566 and encodes 521 amino acids. Gene Ontology annotation, cellular component: U4/U6 x U5 tri-snRNP complex. Gene Ontology annotation, molecular function: U6 snRNA binding; protein binding; U4 snRNA binding. The transcript has a single exon. The record is from RefSeq and is a predicted model, not a curated record.
AUGAUGCACCCGUCGCGACAAGCCUACGUGGAGGAGGCCUCACCGCCGGCAGGCGUGGCCCUAGAGGACCUUCCAGAGGACCACGACUAUGAGAUGCCCCUGGCCGGGUCGGAGAAGGCGUCGGCCAUCAUGAACCAGUUCAACCGCAAACGCCUGGCGGCCGGCAUGGCGGUGCCUACCGACGACGGGCGCGUGCGCGCAAGGCUGCGGGAGAUGGGCGAGCCCGUGACGCUGUUCGGCGAGGGCCCCGCCGAACGCCGUGACCGUCUGCGCGAGCUCCUGACCAUCCAGGCGGAGAUGGCCGGUCUGGAGAAUGGGGGCGACGUGGAGAUGGCCGACGCAAACGAGGGCCGUCAGGAUGACGAGGACGACGAGGCCGAGGAGGAAUUCUACUCGCGGGGUGGCGCCGAACUCCUGCGGGCGCGUAGGAACAUUGCCGAGUACUCGCUGCCGCGGGCGAAGCGGAGGACGGCCUUCCAAAAGGCCGAGUCGUCGAUACCGCUGCGGACGCACGUCAAGUUCCGCAAGAACAUCAAGGAGAGGCUGCAGGGGUUCGAGCUGCAGGGCAGUCAGACGGUGGGUGAGCGUCACGUGAGCAUGACGAGGAUAUCGCCGAAUGGCGAGGCCGUGGCUGUGGGCAACUGGGGCGGGCAGGUCAAGCUGGUCGAGAUACCCAGCCUGGAGCAGAAGAGGACGUACCGCGGGCACACGAGCAAGAUCAGCGGCCUCUCGUGGUUCCCGGGGGCGACGCUUCCAGAGAAGGGGGUGUCCCCGGACGCCGUCAACCUGGCCUCUGGCGGUGCCGAGGGCUCCGUGCACCUCUGGUCGCUCAACCAGGACACGCCGCUGUCGACGCUCUCGGGCCACACCCAGAGGGUGUGCCGCGUCGAGUUCCACCCUUCGGGACGGUACCUGGCGUCGGCGUCGGACGACACGUCGUGGCGCCUGUGGGACGUGGAGACGACCUCCGAGGUGCUGCUGCAGGAGGGCCACUCGCGCGGCGUCUACGCCGUCAGCUUCAACACGGACGGGUCGCUGCUGGCCAGCGCCGGGCUCGACAGCAUAGGAAGGAUAUGGGACCUCCGGUCCGGCAGGACCGUCAUGAUCCUCGACGGCCACCUCGACGGCCAUAUCAAGCCCAUCCACGCCCUCGACUGGAGCUCCGACGGCCACCGCGUCCUCUCAGGAUCCGCAGACGGCUGGAUCAAGUGCUGGGACGUCCGCAAGGUCCAGAGGACCGGCGGCAUCGGCGCCCACUCCAGCGCCGUCUCUGACAUGCGAUGGUUCAAGGGCCUGGACGAUCCCCUCGAGGGGGUCCUGCCCCCCGCCACAGACGACAAGGGCGCCCAGGUCCCCAAGAAGUCGGGCACUUUCUUCGUCUCGGCCGGAUUCGACCGCAACGUCAAGAUCUUCUCCGCAGAUGACUGGACCCUCGUCCAAACACUCAGCGGCCACACCGGACCCGUCGCCAGCGUCGACUACAGCAGGGACGGAAAAUGGAUUGUCAGCGGCGGUCACGAUCGGACCGUUAAGCUGUGGGGUCGCAAUGAUGGGGAGUCAUUUUAA